This is a messenger RNA of Neofelis nebulosa (Clouded leopard), 960 nucleotides long. RefSeq names its product olfactory receptor 2S2. Gene Ontology annotation, biological process: G protein-coupled receptor signaling pathway. Bases 1 to 960 code for a protein of 319 amino acids. Gene Ontology annotation, molecular function: olfactory receptor activity; G protein-coupled receptor activity. The record is from RefSeq and is a predicted model, not a curated record. Lineage: Eukaryota; Metazoa; Chordata; Mammalia; Carnivora; Felidae. Gene Ontology annotation, cellular component: membrane. The transcript has a single exon.
AUGGAAAAAGCCAACUGGUCCUCCCCCGUGGUGGGGUUCAUUCUCCUGGGACUCUCAGCCCACCCAAGGCUGGAGAAAACAUUCUUUGUGCUCAUCCUGUCUAUGUAUCUGGUGAUCCUGCUGGGCAAUGGGGUCCUCAUCCUGGUGACCAUCCUUGACUCCCGCCUGCACACGCCCAUGUACUUCUUCCUGGGGAACCUCUCCUUCCUGGACAUCUGCUACACAACCUCUUCCAUCCCUCUAGUCCUGGACGGCUUCCUCACUCCCAGGAAAACCAUUUCCUUCUCAGGCUGUGCCAUGCAGAUGUUCCUCUCCUUUGCCAUGGGAGCCACAGAGUGUGUGCUCCUGGGCAUGAUGGCAUUUGAUCGCUAUGUGGCCAUCUGUAACCCCCUUAGGUACCCUGUGGUCAUGAGCAGGUCUGUCUAUGUAUCCAUGGCUGUCAGCUCCUGGACAAUUGGUGGGGCUGCUUCCGUGGUACACACAUCCCUGACGAUUCAGCUGCCUUUCUGCGGGAACAACGUCAUCAACCACCUUGCCUGUGAGAUCCUGGCUGUCCUGAAGUUGGCCUGUGUUGACAUCUCCAUCAAUGUGAUCAGCAUGGGAGUGACAAAUGUGAUCUUCCUGGGGGUCCCAGUUCUGUUCAUCUCCGUCUCUUAUGUCUUCAUCACUGCUACCAUCCUGAGGAUCCCUUCAGCUGAGGGGAGGAAAAAGGCCUUUUCUACCUGCUCUGCCCACCUCACUGUGGUGGUCAUCUUCUAUGGGACCUUAUUUUUCAUGUACAGGAAGCCCAAGUCUAAGGAUCCCCUGGGGGCAGACAAAGAGGACCUUUCAGAUAAGCUCAUCCCUCUCUUCUAUGGGGUGGUGACCCCCAUGCUCAACCCCGUCAUCUACAGCCUCAGGAACAAGGACGUGAAGGCUGCUGUGAGGAACCUGGUGGCUCAGAAAUACUUCACCCAGUGA